Molecule: messenger RNA, 7396 nt
Organism: Rattus norvegicus (Norway rat)
Lineage: Eukaryota; Metazoa; Chordata; Mammalia; Rodentia; Muridae
Gene: Dph5
Product: diphthamide biosynthesis 5
Biological process (GO): protein histidyl modification to diphthamide
Cellular component (GO): cytosol
Molecular function (GO): methyltransferase activity; diphthine methyl ester synthase activity
Source: RefSeq, a predicted model, not a curated record
GCUUUACGGCGCCGUAAGUGAAACCCGGAAGAUCGGUCCCUGGUGGGCACGUGGUUUUGGGUCUGCAAUUACAGAAAGAUUGUAGUGAGACUUUGAGGGGCAUUAGCGAAUCACCUACGAGUCUAUAAACGGUCUCCCCCUCCCUGGAGUUCGGAAUGCUUUACUUGAUCGGCUUGGGCCUGGGAGAUGCCAAGGACAUCACAGUCAAGGGCCUGGAAGUUGUGAGACGCUGCAGUCGCGUGUAUCUGGAAGCCUACACCUCAGUCCUGACUGUAGGGAAGGAAGCCCUGGAAGAAUUUUAUGGAAGAAAAUUGAUUCUUGCUGACAGAGAAGAAGUAGAACAAGAAGCAGAUAAUAUUUUUAAGGAUGCAGAUGUCAGUGAUGUUGCAUUCCUCGUGGUUGGUGAUCCAUUCGGGGCUACAACACACAGUGAUCUUAUUCUGAGAGCAACGAAGUUGGGCAUCCCUUAUCAAGUUAUUCACAAUGCCUCCAUAAUGAACGCUGUAGGCUGCUGUGGUUUACAGUUGUACAGGUUUGGAGAAACAGUUUCUAUUGUUUUUUGGACGGACACUUGGAGACCAGAGAGCUUCUUUGACAAGGUGAAGAAGAACCGAGAAAAUGGCAUGCACACUUUGUGCUUACUUGAUAUCAAGGUGAAGGAGCAGUCUCUGGAGAACCUCAUCAGCCCGCCUCAUGCUGCCAAGGAUGAGCUAGUUCUGCCACAGCGCCACCACACCAAGAUGGACUGUAUACCCUGAACUGUAAGCCAAAUAGAGCCACCUCCCUCCAUUACACUGCCUACUCUACUCCAGCAAUGAUGAGAGUGACUUCACCCUGCCAAAAUGGCUUCCAAACUGGCAUUUUCUUUCUGCAUUUUCACAGUAUCACAUGUGAGUUCUUAUUGCUUAUCUCUUGCAAGACAGCUCUGUCCCCCUUUCCCAAACACUGCUAGCUGAAGACUAGAUGUAAGGUUGUUUAUAAAGGAUCACAGACUGUAGUAAAAUGCAACGUAAACUUAGUUCCUGUGUCCCUAUUCACUUUUGGAGACAGGCCGCACAGUGCCCCACCCUCUUGACAUUUUUUAGUUUUGGGUCAAAUAUUAAAAAGAGGCAGUGAGCUUCCCAUCCCUUCUUUUUGAAGCUAUUUGUUUGCUAGUGCCUUUGCUGUCCCACACAUGACAGCAUGACCUUACUGGUACCUGCGGUGAUGGCCGUGAGAUUUUGACUGCAGGUCUUUCAUAUGGUGUGGAUAUUUUGGAAUUUAUCCCAUGUGCGAAGUAUACAGCCAUUCUUUACAUUUUUCUUGCACUGAACACCUUAUCCUCUUUUGAUCUCUGAUGAGUCUGAUAACAGGAAUGACAGACAUUGCUUGUCCCACAGUCACUGAGCUCUGUUCUGUUUCUCUUGUUUUAUUCUUAAAAUGGCUUCUGUUCUGAAUGGGUAAGUUUUCCUGAUCUGUCUUCAAGGUUAUUGACUCUUGCUUCUUCUAUACUGUUAUUGGGUUCAUUUUAUGUGUUUUUAAAUUUUGCUUAUUGUCCUAAUUUUUCAUUUUUAAAGGUUUUUUAAUGUGCAUAUGUGUACAAGUGUGUGAGUUAUCUGUAGGAGACCACAGAGACAAAAGAGGAUGUUAGAUCCCCUGGAACUGGAGUUAUAGACCAUUCUGAAGCCAUCAUAUAGGAGCCAGUCCUGGGUCCUCUUGAAGGAAGAACAGUAGCUGUUAGCCACUGAGCAAAUUCCUCAGCCCUAAUCCCCAACUUCUUACAUUAGUUUUUGUUGCAGGAUUAUUUGUUACUGUGUAAUUGUACAUUUUCAUGGUGGCUACAUCAAGAUCUUUAGUAGGUUACUCCAUUGUUCAUGUUGUUACAGCAUGUGGGAUGAUUGAAAUUGGACAUUCUGAAUAUCAUAUAUUAAAUUCCAAGUCUUCUAAAACUCUACGGUGAAGGCAGCCUUUCUGUUCUCAUAAGAAGCAGUAGUGAAGGGCAGGAUGUGUGUGAAUGCUAGUAUUGAAUGUAUACUGGUCAAAGACUGCAGGUCUGGCCCUGUGUAACUUACUUUACUCAGUCUGGAACUUGGGGAGUUGGACAGGGCUUUUUUUAUUUUGCUAAGUAGGAUCCACAUCAAAGCAUUGAUGAUUUGAAGGUGAUCCUUGGGGUUCAUAAAUUAUUUACAUGGUUCUCCGGGGCUACUGUGCCCCUCAGUCUUCCUUCACCCCACAGUUCCUUGGGCUCCCUCUCCCCAUCCUCAGCCAGGAGCCUGGCAGUUUCACUACUCUUCAAUUCAUAAUGGCCUGAGUGAGACUGCACCCUCACCCAUGUAUGUAGAAGAGAGAGAGAUUGGUUUUUUUUGAAGCCAUAGCUUUUCCAACUCCCCCUGCCCCCCCCCCCCCCCCAAAAAAAAUCUGCCCUUUUUAGGAGUUGAGGCUUCUGUUGGUUUCCGUAGCCGCUGGCUAUCAAUCACACGGCGCUGCCUCUGAGAAGUCUCAAGCUGGCGGACUGCAGAUGUGUUAACCUUGCCUUUUGGGAUCUUCCUAAGCCAAUGUGACCUUUAUACUAAUUGCUCAUCAAGGGGAAGUAGCAUGACGUAGGGAAUUCCUGUAAAGUUGAAUGUGGUGAGCUAGCUCACUGCCUAGGGUAAGGACAACUGGAGCCUAUCAGCUUGUCUGUAUUUUACUUGUAAAUUUAGAUGAUCACAUUUCUAAAAGUUAAAAAAAAAUUGGCAUAGUUGUAAUUCUAAUUGCCAUGAAACUGUAUCUAUGCUUACAUGGAAAUACGGUUCUGUUUAUAAAAUGUUAUACUUUCAAAGGUAAUAUUCCUUGCCAAAUUCAGGAAAUACCAUUCAGAAUGCUUUUGUAUUGUAUCUUAUUUUUAAUCUUUUAGGUUUAGCAAUAGCUGGCUUACAAACAAAACAAGGUUCAUCUUAGUGAUUCAUUCAAUACUACUUCCAAAGAUUUAAAUUUCCCAUUAAAACAUGUGUGUGUGUGUGUGUGUGUACAUUCACAUGUGGAAGCCAGAGGACAUUGGGUGUCUGUGGCUUAUUCCUUUGAGACAGUCUCCCACUGAACUUGAAGUUAGGUUGGCGGCUAAUGAACCCCAGCGAUCCUCAUCUGUGGUGGCGUUAUAGCCACCAGUGUGGCUGUGCUGGCUGGCUUUGUUGUGUCAACUUGACACAAGCUGGAGUUAUCACAGAGAAAGGAGCCUCAGUUGUGGAAAUGCCUUGCUGAGACCCAGCUGUAAAGCAUUUUCUCAAUUAGUGAUCAAGGGGACACAGCCCAUUGUGGGCAGUGCCAUCCCUGGGCUGGUAGUCUUGGGCUCUAUAAAAAAGCAAGCCAAGCAAGCCAGUAAAAGCAAGUCAGUAAGUAACAUCCCUCCAUGGCCUCUACAUCAGCUCCUGCUUCCUGACCUGCUUGAUUUCCAGUCCUGACUCCCUUUGGUGAUGAACAGCAAAGUGGAUGUGUAAGCUGAAUAAACCCUUUCCUCCCCAACUUGCUUGUUGGUCCUGAUGUUUGUGCAGGAAUAGAAAACCUGACUAAGACAGUGGUCAUGCCUAAGUUUGAACUCAUGACAGAAUGUUGGUCCAGCAAACAAACUUCUUACCCACCAAGCUAUCUCUCCUGCUUGCUUUUUCUUUUUUUAUCAAUAAAUGUUGACCUCCUACUGUAUGCAUGCAUCAGGCUCUUAGAUAUAGUUGUCUAUUUAAAUGUUGGUGACACAAACAAGCAUGAGUUUCAUGGUAGACUUUAAAAUAUUACGUUUUUCUUUUACUGAAUAUUUUAUUUACAUUUCAAAUGUUAUAUACCCUUUCCCAGUCCUCUCCAGAAACCUGCUAUCCCACUCCCCUCCCCCUUGUUUCUAUGCGGGUGCUCUCCAACUCACCCACCCUGUCCCUCCCUCCCUGCCCUGGCAUUCCUCUACACUGGGGCAUCGAACCUUCACAGGACCAAGAGCCUCUCCUCCCAUUGAUGCCCAACUAGGCCAUCCUCUGCUACAUAUGUGGAUGGAGCCAUAGGUCACUCCAUGUGUACUCUUUGGUUGGUGGUUUAGUCCUUGGGGGGUCUGGGGGGGUCUGGUUGGUUGAUAUUGUUCUUCCUCUGGGGUUGCAAACCCCCUCAGCCACUUCAGUCCUUUCUCUAACUCCUCCACUGGGGACCCUGUUCUCAGUUCAAUGGAUCUAUGUGAGCAUUUGCCUCUGUAUUUGUCAGACUUGAGCAGACCCUCUCAGAGACAGCUGUAUCAGGUUCCUGUCAGCAUGCACUUCUUGGCAUCAGCAAUAGUGACUGGGUUUGGUGGCUUUAUAUGGGAUGGAUCCCCAGGUGGGGCAGUCUCUGGAUGGCCUUCCCUUCAGUCUCUGUUCCACACUCUGUCUCCAUAUUCCCUCCUUUAUUUUGUUCCCCUUCUAAGAAGGACCGAAGCAUCCACAUUUUGGUCUUCCUUCUUCUUGAGUUUCAAAAAGGUCUGUAAAUUAUAUCUUGGGUAUUCCAAGCUUUUGGGCUAAUGUUUUGGGCUUAUCAGUGAGUGCAUACCAUGUUUUUUUGUUUGUUUUGUUUUGCUUUUCUGUGAUUGGGCUACCUCACUCAGGAUUUUUUCUAGUUCCAUCCAUUUGCCUAUGAAUUUCAUGAAGUCAUUGUUUUUAAUAGCUGAGUAAUACUCCAUUGUGUAAGUGUACAUUUUCUAUGUGUGUGGUUUUUCUUGCAUGUAUGUGUACUACAUGCAUGCAAUUUCUAUGGUGACCAGAAGAGGUCACCAGAUCCCCCGGGACUGAAGUUACAGGUGGUUGUGAACUGCAUGUGGGGAAUUGAGCAUUGAACCUUUGAAAGGUCAGCCACUCUUAGCCACUGAACCAUCUCUCCAGCCUCCACUGGUAGAUUUUCUUUUUAAGCUUGGAGAUAGGGCUAGUCGAACUGACAAUGUUCAAAAGAACCAUCAAAGUGUUAAUUUUCUAUUUUCCCUUGAAUAGAAUGCAAAAUAGUAAAUUGUGGUAUCGGCUAUAUCUGUUGUAUAUCUGCUUCUCCAUUUUCGUUGUCUCCAUGAAAAGCUUGUUUAUUGCUACACUAUAAGAAAUGUGACAAAAUUAGAAAACAGACAUUUAAAUUUCCAUAGGGGACGAAGAAGUAGCUCAGUGGUAUAGAACACUGGCUGUUCUUCUCUUCUAAAGGUCCUGAGUUGAAAUCCCAGGGACUACUUGUGGCUUGCAACUAUGUAUAAAGGGGUUCAGUGCCCCUCCUGGUGUGUAGGCAAAGCACUUGUAUAUAUGAAGAAACCCUUAGCUGGACCUGGUACACUCAGGAGGCAAAGACAGGUGGAUCCAUCCGAAUGAGGCCAGCCUGGUCUACCUAGUGAAUUCCAGGACAGCCACCUGCUAAGAAAAAAAAAAAAUCUAGAGUUCAUAGGAAUCUGUGUUAUGGCAGCAUUCUAUACCAGGGAUUUUACCUCUUCCCCACAAGUCAAACCACGAAUGUAGAGUCAGUUUUUAAAACAAGAAAGUAGUAAUGAUUAUUUCCAGGGAAGAACCAAAACAAGUCGAAGGGGAGCAUCAAGAAAAAGAACCAGCAUUCUGAGCUAGAGACUGCAAGUAUACCGGGGGGGCUCGCCUUGACAGCCAAAGUAACACGGGCAGGCUUCUGAGGAAUGAAGCAGACUCCUUUAAAAGCAAGAUGGCCACAGCACUGAACUGUAUGUAGUAAACGGCUUGUCUCAACCCGUGUGAGAGAUUGAGGCGAAAGAUUAACAGGCGACUGUGGACUUUGACUCAGAGACUAAUUCUAGGAAACAGAGUGAAGGCAGACAUUCCCUGAUCCAGCCAGUCCCAUGGAAGGCCAGCCCAGCAGAUGCCUUAUCAUCCUGGCCCCUGGCCCAGGUCUUUCUCAGUUGGUGGGAGGGGCUGAAGCAGACACGGACCGGAUGGAAGGAUGAGCAUUUCUCAUCCUGUUUUCAGUCAAGUCUGGGAUCCCAGUAGUAUUCCUGGAAAGGGAAGGAAGGACUCUGUGAUGCAGGCCAAGGCAGUAGAGGUGGCGAUGUUUCAAUCUCAAGGAUUCUCUAAGGAAUUCUGAAGAGAACAGUCACUCCAGAGCAAUGUGGACGGGAGGAUUUCAUUUCUGUUCAGAUUUUGUAUGUUGGCAAAACAUAUAUGUACAAAACUCUGACCAAGCAGAAGUGAAACCAGAGUACUGGGAGUUGCCGACUCAGAACAAGCGCAUAUCCACUCUGGAACUGCAGGGUGCAGCCGAGGCUGUAGCCCCAGGACAGGCAGGACUGACAACUGAGGUCUGGGUAGGAGUCCCUUUGACAGGGUGGCAUGAGAUUUUUCUGGAAGAGAAUUGUUUUCAUCUUAAAAAUUACUUAUUUUCGACUGGCCUCAAACUCACAGAAAUCCACCUGCCUGUACCUCCUUGGUGUUGAGAUUAAAGAUGUAUACAUACCCUGGGAGGGUCAUGUAGACUGGUGUCAUACAGGGGUCAGCUUUAUGUCAGAUGAGGUCAUGAACAAGUCAAUGCUAGUGGGAUCUCAGAAAAGGAACACACCCUAAAUGGACUUGAACUGAAGGAAGAGGAUGUAGGAAGAGGCUCUGGACAAAGAAAGACAGCUUAGCAUCUCUCUCCUGAACAUUCUGCAAGUGUUCUUUCUGGUCCAUUUCACUCAGAGACAUGACUCAGGAAGGCUUUUACACAGAAAUUUAAUUGAAAACAAAAUUUCAAUACAGCUGUUUAUGAUCAUUUAAAAAUACACCGCAGUUAAACAAAACACGUAUGUCAAUGUGUACAAGUAGAAAAGGCAAAAGAUACAUAGUAGGUCUAUUGUAGUGCACGUGGGCAAGUCAUAAUUAUUCACAGCAGCAUUUUCAAACCAUCCAAGUCUUACGUGUGACAUCCCCACCUAGCCUUGUAUGUAAACACUUAGAAAUGUUCUGAUGCCUCAUCUUCACCAAGGCGCCAACCCCAAGUCCAAAACUAGCCGUAUGUCUUCCACCAUUACAGACAAGCAAGUGCAGUGCUGAGUGGUGUCCGGCAUACAGGAAGAAGGGGAGAAUUUCAGUCACACCAUUUCCAAAUUAGGGGAGAAAAUAUAGAAAACAUAUUUGAAGGGAAACGACAAAAAAGGUUAAGUGUAUUUGAGCGACAUUUAAAAUCAUGUAAUACCCAUGGUGUUUUUAUUAGACGCACCUUCAAGAAAUACCUCCGAAAGAGUUUUGAAUGACAAAAUAUCCAGAGAGAGUGACCGUUCUUAAAUCUUUUUUUUUGGUUCUUUUUUUCGGAGCUGGGGACCGAACCCAGGGCCUUGCGCUUCCUAGGUAAGCGCUCUACCACUGAGCUAAAUCCCCAGCCCCGAGAGUGACUGUUCUUAAUGGAACACAAUAGGGCAACUCUCCACCCAAACAAUCCCCAGCAUGGCGGCCGCAGUCCC